Messenger RNA from Exophiala bonariae, 1554 nucleotides. RefSeq lists its product as uncharacterized. Lineage: Eukaryota; Fungi; Ascomycota; Eurotiomycetes; Chaetothyriales; Herpotrichiellaceae. The transcript has a single exon. Bases 1 to 1554 code for a protein of 517 amino acids. The record is from RefSeq and is a predicted model, not a curated record. Gene Ontology annotation, molecular function: hydrolase activity, acting on carbon-nitrogen (but not peptide) bonds.
AUGGUCAUUAACGAGAAUCGGAUAGAAUACCUGGGCGACGAUGCAGGAAAACGAAUCCCCUCCCUCAAUAAUCGUGAAGACACCAAUACAGUCGAUCUGAAAGGUCGUUCUGUGUUCGCAGCCUUUGUCGAUGCGCACAUGCAUUUACUGCAAUUCGGAGCGUCCUUGCUUAAAAUUGGACUUGACAACUGCCACAACCUCGAAGAAAUAAGAAGUACCAUUGCUCAGGCGGCGAAAAGCAACCCAAAAGCUCAACGAAUUCUCUGUCGAGGAUGGAGACAAGCCACCACUAGUCGCCAAGCGCUUGCGAGCAUGCUCGACGAUAUUGACCCUCGCCCAAUCUUCAUUGAUGCGGACGAUCUACACUCUUGCUGGUGCAGCAGCUCGGCGUUGAAGGACUUGGGCAUCACCCGUGACACCCCUGAGCCUGUUGAUGGAACAAUUCACAGAGACAAAGAUGGGAACCCUUCAGGGCUAAUAAGCGAAGGCGCAGUCUUUACUUUCGUCUGGCCUUUUUUGAUAGGCGUACUUUCCAAAGAGGAGAAGAAGGACUGCGUUCGAGCAGCCACAGACGAGUACCACGCUUCGGGCUAUACUAGUGUGAUCGAAAUGGCCAUGGACCAGGGACAUUGGGAUUUGUUCGAGGACAUGCACAAGAACGGCGAACUGGGUCUCCGAGUGGCGGCGCAUUGGAUGAUAAUACCGACAGGAAAGAGUGCGGAUGAGCUCGCUCAGGUUCAAACGGCAAUCGACAUCCAUGCACAGUACAAUCUCCAAAACUCUCCAGAUUUCCGGAUCGCUGGAAUCAAGAUAAUAGCUGACGGCGUGGUGGAUUCAUGUACAGCUGCGCUUUCAGAGCCCUACCUAGUGACUCCGCAGGGGGUAGGUGAUCUCAACUGGACAGACGAUGCGAUACGAGCAGUGGCUGCAAAAGCUGACAAGUCUGGUCUGCAAGUCGCCAUUCACGCCAUUGGUGACGCCGCUAUUCAUCAAGCAAUCAACACACUGGAGAGUCUAGGCACCACUGGACAGCGACACAGGAUCGAACACCUCGAACUCACUCAUCCGGAUGACGCUAAAAGACUGGGAAAACUCGGCAUCACUGCUUCUGUGCAGCCAGUGCAUUCUGAUCCUUCGAUCUUGGGAGCAUGGCCUGAAUUGGUGGGCAAAGAGCGUUGCGAUUGGGCCUUUGCGCAUGGAGCCUUCCAGGAACAUGGUGCUCAAUUAGCCAUUGGUACUGACUCGCCCACUGCGCCACAUCAGCCAUUUCCCAAUUUGUAUGUCGCGAAUACCAGACAGUCAUCACGAGACCAGCAUAACCAUACCAAGAUCAAUCAACGGCAAGGUCUAGAUAUGCACCAGGUGUUUGGUGCUGCAACUUGGGGCGCUGCUUAUUCUGGCUUUGCCGAAAAGGAACUCGGCAGUUUAGAGGUUGGAAAAAAGGCCGACUUUAUCGUAGUAGACGGGUUGCUGGAUGGGUUCGAUGCAAAAUCCUUGCUGAAAGCUUGUGUCACGGAGACGUGGAUGAACGGUCGGAAGGUGUAUUCGUCGUAG